This is a messenger RNA of Tilletiaria anomala UBC 951, 908 nucleotides long. RefSeq lists its product as uncharacterized. The transcript has a single exon. The record is from RefSeq and is a predicted model, not a curated record. Lineage: Eukaryota; Fungi; Basidiomycota; Exobasidiomycetes; Georgefischeriales; Tilletiariaceae. The coding region runs from base 407 to 868 and encodes 153 amino acids.
UAUGUGCCAGUGACCGCUCGCUGUGACCUUCACCUUGAAUUCUCUGUGUUGUGAUGGCUCUCGGCUGCCAUCUGAUUGCCACCCUCUAGAGGGCGGAAACCAAUACGCAGACACUUGGUCGGUUCUCCACCAUGUACGAUGCUGCAUUUGACGAGCUGCAAGAUGCCAUGUGAUUCCAAAGGCGAACGAUGACGACGAAUAGUACAGUACACAAAAGAACAUCUGGAUUCUGGCAGGAUGUGGAAGUGCCCAACCGGGUGAGGGUUUGUUGGGGGGGAAAGGGGGGGACAAGGCUGGGAUGGUGGGCUAAGCGGGGACUUAGGACCAGCUGGGGUUAUGCGCGGCGUGGAAGGUGGCAAAUGAAGCGAUGCUUGUGUGAAGUAGAACAUGGCUUGGGUGGACAGGCAUGUGUGGGCGUUUGCGCAGGGUGCACGUUCCAUGGGACAUCACAGAGCCGACCCAUAGAAAAGUGCAGCUUGCCGCUCAGUCUUUCUCUCCCCUUGCCCUCUCUUGCUGUCCUCCUUCCGUUCCCCAUGGUGCGGGGAAUGAGCAGCAUUUCUGCUACUUUCCCCUGAGACUGCUGAGGUGUCAAUGUAUGCAGCUGAUGCGACUCCCAAGGAUGCCCUAUCCACUCGAGGCGCCCAUUUCGCUUUUCUUGCUUUUCGUGUGUCCUCUUUCCUUGUGUACGAAUGCAGAACCGGAUAACGGAAGAGCCAAAACUCUCGCAGAGCCGAGCCAGGCCGAGGGUCCCAAAUGCGAGAAAGAUAAGAGACGGAACGGUCGUCCGAAAUCGGUAUUUGUGCGUUGGAAUAUGGCCGCGCCGGCCUCUACGCGCCUGGCCACGGCGCCGUCGUCUCGUCAAAACUAGACUCCUUGCUGUCACUCCUCCGACGUGGCUUCUCCAACCC